Messenger RNA from Spodoptera exigua (beet armyworm), 1077 nucleotides. NCBI's taxonomy places the organism in Eukaryota, Metazoa, Arthropoda, Insecta, Lepidoptera, Noctuidae. The record is from the annotation of a GenBank genome assembly.
AUGAAGCUAACACUUCACAGCUGGCUGUUGCUUGUUAGUGUGUCUUCUUCGCUCGCUAAGGACAGUCUAGAUCUGCCACUAUGUCCCACCAGCCCACAAUAUUUCCCUCAGAGCCUCCCAAUGCAUUGCAGGUUGCCUAGACAAGCAAAUCCCGGGGAUUUUUCAGAUUUACCACAAUACCCGACUUUACCUCCCAUACCUGACUCGUUCUUUCAAAGUCUACCUCCAGAUAAGCAACCUCCUCCAAUUCCAAUUCCAAUACCACCUUUCCCAGGAAUGCCCAUGCCAGGACACAUGGCUCCACCUGGCGCACCGAUGCCUGGUCCUAUGCCAGGAAUGCCUGGUCCUAUGCCAGGAAUGCCUGGAAUGCCUGGUCCUAUGCCUAUGCCAAUGCCGAUAGUAGGAGGAGCCCCACACAAACUGCCAGUCAUAGUCAUGCCCUUUUACUCUCAAGACCACUCAUUUAAAAACCCGGAACAUGUCAAUAAAAACAAAAGGAAACCGCCACGUAAACAUAACAAAAAUAAAAAGAAAGAUUCUGACACAGAUGACGACAGUUCUAGUGAUCGGUCAUCUACAUCUGAUGGUACAUCAUCAGAGAGUUCCAGCGAGUAUGGGUUCUGGAAGGGACGCCGAUCUGCGCGAAGGAACAUGGCAAGAAAAGCAACGCGACGGCACAAAACGAGGAGGAGACAAUCCAGAAACAAGAAGGACCUCCUCACUCCCAUUUUACAAUACGUUACAAAAGACGGAUAUGUGAUAUUUGAAAAACAAAUAUCGAAAAGUGAAGCAAGUGACUGGUUGAAACCAAAAGGUGAAAUUAGUUUGAUAGAAGAGAGAGAUGAUGUGAAGGAAAGGAAUGGGAGGCGGUUGGUAGAGAGAGAAAGAACUGAGAAACCUAAAACUGAAAAUAAUCCUCCUCAGAAGCACGUUAAAGAUAAACGCAGAAACCCAGAAAAUAUGAUGAAGAGGGAAGAGAAAAGUAAUGAAUCCGGAGAGACAGGAACAGGAAAUGCAAAAAGGAUGAUUAAAGUUAACAAACACCGCCCUAUGAAAGUAAAUGCAUUAGUUAACUAG